GGGUCCCACCUAAAUGCAAUGUGUUACUCACACCAAUAGCAACAGAGAUAUGUUUAACCUUGUUCCAAAUACUGACUAAAUGGUGCUGUAAUCGUACUUUGUUUGUAAACUGCGCUUUGGCCAUAUUACUAGGAAGAGGUACCAAAUGAACGUCCGUGGAUUUUUUAAAAAUGUUCUAUAUAGUGAACAGGUAGAGGGAGGUGAGGUCCCUGCACCUGAGUCCGGUUCUGGGAAGGCCGGAUUUUUUUCCGGGCCUUCCAAAUUUCUUGAUUCUGUUCAAACCAAAAAGAAUGGUCUGAUCAAUGAAAUAUCGAACAAAUUCAGUUCCAUCAAGUUUUCCGAUGAGCAGCCAGGUGGACACAUUGUCGGGAAGAAAGGAGAGAACGGAGCAAGGGAUGCAGAUGAAGGAGAUAAUAGUUCGGCGAGUGAAUAUGGUGAUGAAGGGGACCGCCCGAUGUAUGCUGAAGUAACGCCCGUAGAACGUCGCACAUCACUUGAAAGUGAAUGCAGUCUUCCAGAAGAGGAGGCCGAUCACAUCAGACAAAAUGUUAAAAAUCUGAUUGACUGUACUUUUGAAAUGCGUGAACUUACGCCAGAAAUGAAAGCCAACUUCGAAAACUUACUGAUGAGUCACACUGGCCGUUCAGCAUUCGCGAGGGAACUGAGACAUCGCGUCCGAACGAAGAAGCAUGUUUCACAAUCGACACUGCAAGAGUUAUCCGAGCUUGUGAAUGCCGCUUUAUUUCACUGCAACGAAAAGGAUGACUUUGCACCAGCAGCGCACUUAAUGGAAGCCUGCUUUACUGCGUAUCAUGAAUCCAAAGCGGUGAAUAUGGACGAUCACAGUCAGCAACACUACCUCUUCACUAUGCUUCGAAAUCAACCCAUUUGGCAGUCUACGCGAUUUUGGAACGCCGCAUUUUUCAUUGGUUUACAAAGCGAACGAAAACGACUUGCCAUACCACCUGGCUUGUCCGAACAAAAGACCCUGGAGGUGGAAAAGGAAGCUCAGGACAAUGCAACGUUCGUACAAAUAAGCAAAUUCAUCUGGCGCAUGUACUCGUUGGGAAUACCGAGAGAAUCAUGUCUUGAUUUCUUACGCAAACAAGCAAGCGCUGAGGAUCUCUCAAAAGAAAAGAUCCGGAAAUUACAAGAAAAUCUGAGAAAGUUCUUUCAGACGCAGGAGGAGAAUAUAAAUGCCAUCCGGCAGGAAGUCAGAGAAUAACUUGCUACUUCGGCUGUCAAACACACUUCCUUAUUCAGAUGAACAAAAUGCCAAGCUAUCGAUCCAGAGUCAGACACAUUAUACAUCCGAAUGCUGUGCCGUAAACUGUACCUCUCAAAUAUUCGUUUCAUUUAACCAUUCGCAACGGUUCAAGUCCACCUUCAUCGCCAACGUUGAUUUUCUUUAGUUAUCCCGGUUUAUACACUACAUACGAGACUUUUGUCGCGUAAGCACUUUUCAUUAGUCUAAUGAAUAUAACCGAAAUGUCAUG
This is a messenger RNA of Dicrocoelium dendriticum, 1496 nucleotides long. Lineage: Eukaryota; Metazoa; Platyhelminthes; Trematoda; Plagiorchiida; Dicrocoeliidae. The record is from the annotation of a GenBank genome assembly.